Molecule: messenger RNA, 2040 nt
Organism: Parnassius mnemosyne (clouded apollo)
Lineage: Eukaryota; Metazoa; Arthropoda; Insecta; Lepidoptera; Papilionidae
Source: the annotation of a GenBank genome assembly
AUGGUGCUGAAGAUGAACCAGCAGCGCGCCAACCGGCCCAACAUGUUGCGCGAAGUGCAGCUCAUGAACAAGUUGAAACAUCCCAACAUUCUCGGUUUCAUGGGCGUGUGCGUACACGAAGGACAACUGCACGCACUAUCGGAGUAUAUGGAGGGCGGGUCUCUGGAACAGCUGCUUCUGGGCCUCCCACCCGCACCUGUGCCGCAGCCGCUACGUGUGUCGCUCGCCGCAGAUAUGGCUGCAGGAAUGGCGUACCUGCACUCGCUCGGCGUCUUCCACAGGGACCUCACGUCUAAGAACGUAUUAUUGAAAAAGCAUGGAAAUGGCGAGUACACUGCUGUUGUGGCAGAUUUUGGUUUAGCAGCGAAAAUACCUCAUCCAGUCAAUGGAUAUCGGUUGCCGAGCGUGGGAUCGCCGUGGUGGAUGUCGCCGGAGUGUCUCCGCGGCCGCUGGUACGACCACCGCUCCGAUAUCUUCUCCUACGGGAUCAUACUAUGUCAGCUUAUCGCCAGGGUGGACGCCGACCCGGACGUGUUGCCGCGCACGGACAACUUCGGCCUCAACUACGUGGCGUUCGUGGAGCUGUGCGACGAGACCACCGUGCCCGAGCUGCUCCGUCUCGCCUUUAACUGCUGUAUUUACGACGCUAAGGCGAGGCCGCUAUUCCCCGAGAUAGUGAGCAAACUCGCCGAGAUAAAGGAAGGUCUCGACGACUCCACAUGGGGCGGCCAUUCGCCUAAUGGCACCUUUGACAGCGAGGAGGCGGAUGCGUCGGGGCCGCGCUCGUGCCCGGGGCUGUGGGCGUGGCGGCGGCCCUCGCGCCAUCGCUCCGAGGGCAGCCCGCACCACCGCGACCGCGGCGCGCACCGCGGCUCGCUGUCGGAGCUGGAGUGCUCGUGGCGGGGCGCUGUGGGUGCGGGCGUGGGGGCGGGGGCGGGGGGCGCGGCGCACCGGCGGUCGGUGGGCGCGCUGAGCGCCGCGCCGGCGCCGCUGCAGGCCCCGCGGCUGGCGCGCCUGCAGCGGCUCGCGCACGUGAUGGUGCUGCGCGACGAACACGCCGCGCCGAAAGCGCCGCGCCGCGCACUGCACGCGUUCCGUGGUGUGCACAAAAUACUCGAGGCGGCGCCGCGGUGCUCGUCGGGGUCGCCGCCGCCGGGCGGGUCGGGCAGCGGCGCGGAGAGCGCGGGGGGCGGGGGCGGGGUGUGCGCGGCCGACGACGAGCCGCGCGCCUCGUCGCUGCCGCCCUCGCCCGGCCUCGCGCGCCGCCGCCUCGACGACACGCCCAAGCUGCACUACAAGGGCGAUUCGAGCGCGGAGCUGCGGCGUCGCGGCUCGUGCGAGAGCGGCAUCUUCUCCGUCGCGAACGAGGAGCUGUGCCGGCACCCGAGCGCGUACGGCGCCAUGUGCCCGUGCUCGCUGAACGGCUGCCACCGCUGCUGGUGGCGGCGCGAGCGCGACGACCGGCACGACGACCGACACGACGACCGGCAUGACGACCGGCACGAAGACCGGCGCGAUGACGGCGACCGGCUGCGGAUCUGCGCUGAAUGCCUCAUAGUGUACGACUGGCUGCUGUCGCGCGGCCGCCGCUCGGGCGACGAGUCGGUCGCCGCGGUGGACGAGGCGCCGUUCCUGUGUGGGCCCACGGAGACGCGCGAGUCGGCAGGCGAGUACCACGUGCUGUCGCGCUGCUGCUGCGCGCGCGAGGGGCGCGAGGGGCGCGAGGGGCGCGCGGGCGGCGCGCGCACGUCCAGCGUGUACACGGACAGCUCGGAGGACGUGGCGUCGCUGGGCUCCGACAGCGUGUGCGACGAGCGCGCCAGCUCGGCGCAGAUCUCGCGCAUCGUGCAGUACUUCGAGCGCCAGGGCGCCGGCUUCAAGUGCGAGCGCACGCACAAGGGCGACCGCUUCGUCACCGGCGGCGACGCGCCGCUCGCCUGCCUGGUCGACGUCAAGCACCAGGGCAAGUGCGUGCAGCAGCGCCUCACGGUCUGCGACGGCGCCGUCAAGUCCAAGCUGCCGCUCUUCGACAAGAAGUAG